UGAGAGGCGGAGUCGAGAUGCUGCUGUUGUCGUCCACUUCUUCAAGAUGGCGGGACUACAAGUGAGGCAGGCACACGAAGUCAGUUUCAAAUAAAGCAAGUUAAAUAGGUAGUGGACGAGACAACUGUUGUUUUAUAUGUAUUGCUGCCGGAGGAAUCCACAGGAGGAUGGUGAUCAUUGCCUAGAUCCCACAUUAGGCUGAAUGCAUUGUGAUUUCCAAUAAUUGAGACAGUGAUUCUGAAAGCUGUCUACAUUAAUGAAAAGAACAAUGUAGUCAGCUUAGCCUGUCCAUCUCUGAUACGAGGUCUAUUCUGGAAUGUGCUUCUGCAUGCAUUCUAGUUUUUUCAUUAGGAUAUAGUGUAAGCUAAUUUAUCCGUUUGACAAAAGAAAAACAAAAACAAAAUGGAGAUAGAUGACGUUCUACCCCCUCUCCCUUUGGAGCCACCUAAUGAUUUUGGCCUAGCUGAGGGCAGAGCACCUCCACCACCUCCCCUGCAAACGUCCAGUGACGCAGAGGUAAUGGACGUUAGCUCUGGUGGUGAUGGAUACAUAUGCACCCCAGGGGAUGGGGAACUCAAACCACAGCAGCCCCUCGACAUUGGCACACUUGCUGUCUGUAGCCAGCCCUCAAACGAGGUCAGCUACAACCCACCAUGCCCCAGGACAGCCCGUCAUGCUCCCCCUGUCACUAAGUUUCUACCAGACCUCAAGCUGCUUAGAGAUGUUAAGAUUCGUGUCAGCUUCACUGAAAGCAGCAAUAGCAAAGACAGGAAGGUUUUAUACACUGGUGAAGGGCAAGAGAGAGGCAGGGAUGAUGCUAUAGAAAACCUGAAUGGUGAGUUGGAUUUCUCCUCAAGCAAUCAGGAGGUUGCUCAAGGUAGCUUAGGAACAGCGUACAGAACAAGCAGGGUUGAGGAAGCUGAGGUAGACCUUGAGAACAAAGUAGAGUAUGCCGUCCUGGAUGAGUUGGAUGACAUCUAUGAGAAUUUUGUGGAUAAUGAAGAUGGAGAAAAUGGUGGUUUUAAAUCUGAGGUCAUAAUUCAGCAAGAGCAAGCAGACGAUGAGGCCAUGGCUUACUCGUAUGAGGAGGAGUUUGACAAUGAUGUUGAUGCCCUGUUGGAGGAGGGAAUGCCAGUCCCAAAAAAGCUGCGUCUGACAGAGGACAAAGAUACUGGUGACAGUGAUCACCAGUCGGAUGGAGAAGGUGGUGUUCAGCCCAUGAUGACCAAAAUUAAAACUGUUCUGAAAAGUAGGGGACGUCCACCCACUGAACCUCUUCCUGAUGGAUGGAUCAUGACAUUCCACAACUCAGGCAUUCCAGUGUACCUGCACAGAGAGACCAGAGUAGUAACUUGGUCAAGGCCCUACUUCCUUGGGACUGGCAGCAUAAGGAAACAUGACCCUCCAACCAGCAGCAUCCCCUGCUUACACUAUAAGAAGAUGAAGGAACAAGAGGAGAAGGAACUAAAUGGUGAGGUGGCUCUUCAAGCAGAAGAGUCCCCCGUUAAGCCAAGUGAAGAGUCGAAUGGUGGAGAACUCGCAGAGAGGUCAGACGACAUCACGGGGGUGCAGGAUGCCAUACCGGCAUCCUGUCCUGCUGAUGGCGGUUCGGGUGGUGACGUGACCACCAACCACACCCAGUCUGGUAAAGAAGCCCAACCAUGUGACACUGCCAAAGGAGCCUUAGGACAAGUCAGGGCAAAAGUGGAGGUGUGCAAAGACGAGUCCGUAGAACUUGAAGACUUUCGCCUGUACCUGGAAAAGUGCUUUGACUUUGAGCAAGUGACAGUGAAGAAGUUUCGCACAUGGGCCGAGCGAAGGCAGUUUAACCGAGACAUGAAGAGGAAACAGGCAGAGUCAGAGAGGCCUAUCCUGCCUGCGAAUCAGAAACUCAUCACACUGUCAGUCCAAGAUGCCCCCACAAAGAAAGAAUUUGUCAUCAAUCCCAAUGGGAAGUCUGAAGUUUGCAUCCUGCAUGAAUAUAUGCAGCGUGUCCUAAAGGUUCGACCUGUUUACAACUUCUUUGAAUGUGAGAACCCAAGUGAACCCUUUGGUGCGUCAGUCAUUAUAGACGGAGUCACCUACGGAACAGGGACUGCAAGUAGUAAAAAACUUGCCAAGAAUAAAGCUGCAAGAGCCACACUGGAAAUUCUUAUCCCUGAUUUUGUGAAGCAGACCUCUGAGGAAAAGCCUGUUGAGACCGAUGAACUAGAGUAUUUUAACCAUAUCAGUAUAGAAGACUCCAGAGUGUAUGAGCUGACCAACAAAGCGGGGCUUCUUUCGCCAUAUCAGAUUCUUCAUGAGUGCCUUAAAAGAAAUCAUGGAAUGGGUGAUACCAGCAUUAAAUUUGAGGUGAUUCCGGGGAAAAAUCAGAAGAGUGAAUAUGUGAUGACUUGUGGGAAGCAUACUGUGCGUGGUUGGUGCAAGAACAAGAGGGUUGGCAAACAGUUGGCAUCUCAGAAGAUCUUGCAGAUGCUCCACCCUCAUGUGAAGAACUGGGGAUCACUGCUGCGAAUGUACGGUCGAGAGAGCAAUAAGAUGGUCAAGAAGGAGAGCUCUGACAAGAGUGUGAUCGAGCUGCAGCAGUUUGCCAAAAAGAACAAGCCAAACCUUCAUAUUUUGAACAAACUGCAGGAAGAGAUGAGGAAACUGGCUGCACAGAGGGAGGAAACCAGGAAGAAACCCAAGAUGACCAUCAUGGAGUCUGCCCAGCCAGGGAGUGAACCUCUCUGCACUGUUGAUGUUUAGGUCCACCAGAAUAAUUGGAAGACACACACACACACACACACACACUCAUUCAGCACCGCAACAUAAUCGCUAUGUAGGAACAUAUCGUAAUAGCCGUUAGAACUGCUUACUUUCAUUUGCCCAUGUGUUGUUUGGAUUGACUGGUAGACAUCUUGAUAGGACGACAUGCACUAACAGACCAUAGAGCAAAUACCAUCUACCUCUCUUAAUGCAUCCCCGCUACGGUACAGGAAAAAGUCCCUUAAAGUGCAGAGAAGAUAGCAUGACUUACAAACUCAAGUACAAUGCAUGCACAUCUGACUGCAAGAACCACUACCUACCAUGGUUUAAGUGUUUUAACAGUACCAGCACCUGUGUGUUUUUGUUGUGUGCAGAAAAGGGACUACUUGUAUUUGUACCAUUUUGAUUUGGGAAGCAAAACGACGUGUUUUAUUAGUCGGUGUUAUCGGCUAAUAUCGGAGAGUACAAAUAUGCCAUUGUGUCUUCAGAACGGACAGGUUGUCGUCUUGAUUUGCAUGCUUUGCAUCAUGCUGUGUGAAGUGAUGACUAUUCCUAAUUUUGUUAUGCACUUGUGUCCUGUUGUUUAAACCACUGCUUUAGGGUGAUUGGCUACUUUUAAUUUAGCAUACUAAUACCACCCACAUUACCAUUUUGUGAGCAUUUUUUUUGGUACACAAACUAAACUAUAUUAAAAUUGUCUACAUGUUGCCUUAGUUAAUCCAUCUCAUGAAGGGCUUGGCCUGUCUUUGGUUUGGACCUAAAACUUGAGCAGAAAGUGAAAAGACCAAGUCCCCUCUCUACAAAAUAAAGCAUUUAUUGUCUAGCAAAUGUAGUUUUGUAUGUCCACAGCAUGUGCAAAGACGUGUCUUAAUGUUGAGUUGUGUAUCGAUUUUGUAAUCUUUACCUUUCUUGUGAGAGCUUAUCCAUGCGUCUGACCAUAAGUACAAUAUUUUUUUGCGCUUGAAUGCAUCUUUUGCAAAAAUUAAGUUGGCUGACUGACAUCAAGUCAUUAAGUCCAACACAAGCUUAUGAAACUGUAUACCAAAGCCUAAAAAAUCCAGUCAUAUGCAUUUUAUAGACUACCUAAUGUUGCUGCAAACUCCAAACAAAACCGUAACAGAAAAACACUUAAAAUAUAAAAAUUGCUGUGUAUCAAGUAUUUGGCUUGUGACAUCGUUCAGACACAAGGCUGAUAUGAUUUGAUUUGUCAUCGUGUGUAUGCGUUUUGUGUCGCCGUGUGAGAAAACUGCUUCGCCAUGUCAUGCUUUUGAAUUGUACCAGUGAUUCGCUUGGGAGAUUGUGGCCUAGAAUAUGAAGUAUGUAUUGCAACAUGAGCUCAAUGACUGGUGAUAUUUAUGCAAAAUAAAAGUGUCUUGACUAGAA
Molecule: messenger RNA, 4131 nt
Organism: Doryrhamphus excisus (bluestripe pipefish)
Lineage: Eukaryota; Metazoa; Chordata; Actinopteri; Syngnathiformes; Syngnathidae
Gene: dgcr8
Product: DGCR8 microprocessor complex subunit
Biological process (GO): primary miRNA processing
Cellular component (GO): microprocessor complex
Molecular function (GO): double-stranded RNA binding; identical protein binding; heme binding
Source: RefSeq, a predicted model, not a curated record